GAUUGCCACCAUUUAUAUUUCGGAGAGCAACGCAGACAGACGGGCGCGUUUCGUUUCAUUUCGCGUGUGCGAGUGAGUGAAUUUUGUAUCGUUCGAUUUGUUUUAAAAUCGAAAAACAGCCGACUACAACGUACGCGAAAUUAUAUUCGUUUAUUAAAAAUAUUUCGCAAGCAAUGUGCUGUAUUGCGUCAACCAAGUGAAAUUGAAGUCAGCACAAAGAUCCGCAAACAAAAAAUAAAUAAAUAAGUUUACUCGCACUUACACACACACACACACAGAGAAACGAGCGAACACAACUAAAAGGAAAGACAAUGAAAAUGCCAAUCGUGAGCUAAAGUCAAAUAACAGUUAGUAAAGUGAAUAAAUAGCAAAAACUGUGAUAAUUGUAAGCUAGCAAGCAGUGCAUAAAUAACAUUUGGAACCCCAACAACAAACAAAGAACAACAAACAACAAAAUGGUUAGCAACAGCAACAAUACGAGUGGACUGGAAACCAACAAAGUAGUCAGCGGUCUCCUAACAGCACUAGCGACGUCUUCUGAAAACAGCAGCAACACCAAUACCGGCAGCAGCAACAGCAACAUCGACGCAUCGUCGGCUUCGAGAGCAGCUGGUAGAGAACAGCGAGUGACGCCCGCAUUGACUGUGUUUACAUCAGCUACGUCCAGUCCCUCCCCAAUUGCUAUAUCCACGCCCACAAAAGAGGCGCAAAUGCUGCAGACACUUAGGGAGAAGCUGCUCCGUACGCCCGGCAGCGUCCGCGAAUUACACGCUUUGAGCUUUGCGGAACAAACAAACAUCAAUGGUAGCAUUAACGCCUUUGGACUGAGCGGGGAACAGCCUGUUAGGGUGAUCAAGAACCGCUAUGUGAUCAGCGCCCAGCCUAAUCACAUCUCAGCCGCGGCAGCGGCCAAAACACCCGCCUCUUAUCGCCAUCUGAUCGAUCUGACAUCCUCGAAUCUGCAAUGCAUGGACGUGUACAAUGGCAAGCAGUAUCCCUGCAAGAUUAUCAACGAGCCGCUCGAUAAGGUGCAACGCGCCUACUUUCAGCUGGAACAGGACGAAGAGCUCUGUCGCAGCACCAUCUAUGGCCAUAAGCUGAUUCGUGAUGCCCACGAUUUGGUGCCUCUCUCCAAGAAUCGCACCUACAUCAUCAACGCACCCGUCCAGCAUGUCUAUGAAAACCUCCAUACGUACAUCCGACACGAGAAACGUCUCUGCGAGCAGGAGGCACGCGCCAUCUUUCAUCAAAUCGGCCAGACGGUGCAGGUGUGCCAUCGCAACGGAAUCAUCUUGCGUGAUCUCAAGCUGAAGCGCUUCUACUUCAUUGACGAAGCGAGAACUAAACUGCAAUACGAAUCAUUAGAGGGUUCCAUGAUACUCGACGGCGAUGAUGAUACGCUUAGCGACAAGAUCGGCUGCCCUCUGUACACAGCACCGGAGUUGCUUUGUCCGCAGCCCACGUACCAGGGCAAACCGGCGGACAUGUGGUCAUUGGGUGUCAUACUCUACACAAUGCUUGUUGGCCAGUAUCCAUUCUACGAGAAAGCCAACUGCAAUCUGAUAACGGUAAUCAGGCAUGGCAAUGUCCAAAUACCGAUGUCGUUAUCCAAGUCGGUGCGCUGGCUGAUGCUCUCGCUGCUGCGCAAGAAUUUCACCGAGCGGAUGACGGCAACUCAUUUAUUCCUAACGCCCUGGCUGAGGGAGCAGAAACCGUUCCAUUUGUACCUGCCAGUAAAUGUGCAAAUUGCCGACGAUUGGGACGUUGAGGAGGAUCAGGAUAGCCAUGAGAGUAUGGUGGUGGGACACAUGAGUGAAAUCUGCAAGAUGGAUGAUGAUAAGCAGGAGGAUGAGUUUGAUGAUGAUAUUGGCGUGGAGCCGCUAGACUAUACGCACACUACUUUGGAAAUGGCCCAAACGAGCAGCUCUAGCUCCAGCUCCAGCCCUCUGAGCAGUAGUUCAACUGUGAUUGAAGCAGACGCUGACGAGGAUAUGGGCUGACCUAAGCUUGACAAGGAGCCAAACACAAAGCCACUGGAAGCUCGCUCUCUCGUAUUCGCUGGCGUGAGAUCUUGAUUGAAUUCGAGAUUCAAUGCAGUGGACCUCUCUAUGAGGCGCAUUGAUUACCUGCUCUCUGCGACGAUAGCCAGGGCUAAGGCGGCCGCGCUCUUCAUGUCAACAUCCUUUUCGAAGGUGAUGCCCACCUUUGAUACUCGCACUCGUAAAAGACUUUGUAGCCUCGCUCACCUUACACGUACACAAACACAAAUAUUAGAUAAAAAACUCACUGCCUUCCAAACAGAAACGAAUUGUUAGAUCGUUCUCUACUUGAAGAAUCCUUUUAAUUGUAUGCUUCAUAUAUAAGAAUCCGAAUUCGUAUACGAAUCGUCGUAACUGCAA
This is a messenger RNA of Drosophila hydei, 2399 nucleotides long. Its product is annotated as tribbles. The record is from RefSeq and is a predicted model, not a curated record. Lineage: Eukaryota; Metazoa; Arthropoda; Insecta; Diptera; Drosophilidae. Gene Ontology annotation, molecular function: mitogen-activated protein kinase kinase binding; protein kinase activity; ATP binding. The coding region runs from base 456 to 2000 and encodes 514 amino acids. Gene Ontology annotation, cellular component: nucleus. The transcript is spliced from 2 exons. Gene Ontology annotation, biological process: regulation of MAP kinase activity; positive regulation of proteasomal ubiquitin-dependent protein catabolic process; protein phosphorylation.